CUCGGGCUGCGCUGAUUGGUGCAAAUGUAAUGGCUGAAAUUGAUUGCUGAAAUGCAAAACUUGUUGCUGCUUCUCCCGGCCUGGGCGAGAGGCAGACGCCGAGAGGGGAGCCGAGACCCUCGGAACGCCCCACGCAGAGCACGCCCCCCGCCAGCCGGGAGAGGGGUGCGUGGACCCCCUCAGAGCUGCCCCCGCCCCCCUCCCCAUUCCGGGCUUGGAGAGCGCAGCCGGAACGCCUUUAAGUCGGCUAGCCCAGCGUGUCCCCCACAACCGUGUACGCCCCCUUCCCCGAGUCUGAGGGGCACUCGAGAAGCACCUCCGCACGGAGGCAGGGAAACCGAGCGUUGGAGCGACCCAACCCCUCGUCUUGCUGCCCGCCUGCGCCUGGAACAGGGCGUAGAGACCCCCGCGAACUCAGAGACGAACAGCAGAGGAUCCAAGCGGCAGGCGGCGGACGUGGCCGCGCAGCGGAGAGCCGGGGUGCAGCGCACCCGCCACGGAGCCGGGGAGCCGCGCAUUCUCCCAACCUUUGGCUCCAGCCCCCCGGCACCCGCCGCCUCCCCAGCCUCGCUGCGCCCUUGGCUUGGGGGCCCGCACCAGUGAUGCCGAGCGGAGCCUCCAGUCCUCCGACCCGCUGAAGAAGCAGUAGACGCUUGCUCGGGGUCGGCGGGGACUGUGCGAGCGGAUCGUGCUUGGCGGAGGCUAGGGCUGCGGAGCGCGGGGACUCCGGGGGGAGGGGUAAGGGACAGUUCCAUCCAUGCCCGGGCGCCAGCCACGGCUUUGAAGGGUCUUCCUGCCCUGUCCCUUAGCAGCUCUGCCGAGGACUCCGGGAGGCUGCGGGAGGCGUCCUGGGCACCCUACCUGACCCUACCGGCCUUAAGAAGCUCCUUUCCUUCCCCGCAAACCCACUCGCGGCUGUGCCAACCGCCGGGGCAUGGGCCCCCCAACACGGCUCUUGGAGGCCCCGCGGCGCCGCAAGAUGUGAGAGGCCCGCGUCGGGCAGAGCCAGAGCUUCGGGAGAGGAGCUGAUAGCCCCCAGCCUCCACACGCCGGGCGAGGUGGCGGUGCGCGCGGCGCCCCCGCGGUGCUGAGCGUCCCGGAGCGCCCAACCCAGGGCCGGAAAGAUUAGCUGGCCGGAGGCGCGCCGCGGAGAGCAGGCUGUCAUGCCCUAUUGAUCCCCCCGCCCCCCUCGCCAAGUAUGUUUGGGCUGGACCAAUUUGAGCCCCAGAUCAACAGCAGGAACGCUGGCCAGGGCGAGAGGAACUUUAACGAGGCCGGACUAAGCAUGAACGCCCACUUUAAGGCCCCGGCUUUCCACGCGGGGGGACCGCCUGGACCCGUGGACCCUGCCAUGAGCGCCCUGGGCGAGCCCCCGAUCUUGGGCAUGAACAUGGAGCCUUACGGCUUCCACGCGCGCGGCCACUCGGAGUUGCACGCGGGGGGGCUGCAGGCGCAGCCGGUGCACGGAUUCUUUGGGGGCCAGCAGCCGCACCACGGCCACCCGGGAGGCCAUCAUCCCCACCAACACCACCCUCACUUCGGGGGCAACUUCGGCGGCCCGGACCCAGGGGCCUCGUGCCUGCACGGGGGUCGCCUGCUCGGCUACGGCGGCGCCGCCGGCGGCCUGGGUAGCCAGCCGCCCUUUGCAGAGGGUUAUGAUCACAUGGCGGAGAGCCAGGGGCCUGAGAGCUUCGGCCCGCAGCGCCCCGGGAACCUCCCGGACUUCCACAGUUCGGGCGCCUCGGGCCACGCCGUGCCUGCCCCGUGCUUGCCGCUGGACCAGAGCCCUAACCGAGCCGCCUCCUUCCACGGCCUGCCCGCCUCCAGCGGUUCCGAUUCCCACAGCCUGGAGCCCCGGAGAGUGGCAAACCAAGGAGCCGUCGACUCGCUGGAAUACAAUUACCCUGGCGAGGCGCCCUCGGGACAUUUCGACAUGUUUUCGCCUUCCGAUUCUGAGGGGCAGCUGCCUCAUUAUGCGGCGGGUCGCCAGGUUCCCGGGGGCUCUUUCCCGGGCGCCUCGGCCCUGCCCAGAACUGCAGGAAUGGUGGGCUUGUCCAAAAUGCACGCACAGCAGUCGCAGCAGCCGCAGCCGCCUCAGCAGCCGCCUCAGCAGCAGCCGCCUCAGCAGCACGGAGUGUUCUUCGAGAGGUUCGGCGGGGCCCGUAAGAUGCCCGUGGGUCUGGAGCCCGGCGUAGGCUCUAGGCACCCGUUAAUGCAGCCUCCCCAGCAGGCCCCGCCGCCCCCGCAGCAGCAGCCCCCGCAGCAGCCGCAGCAGCCGCCACCGCCGCAGCCACCGCCGCCCGGGCUUCUGGUCCGACAAAAUUCGUGCCCUCCUGGGCUCCCGCGGCCCCAGCAGGGCGAGGCGGGCACGCCCAGCGGCGGCCUGCAGGACGGGGGCCCCAUGCUGCCCAGCCAGCACGCGCAGUUCGAGUACCCCAUCCACCGGCUGGAGAACCGGAGCAUGCACCCUUACUCCGAGCCUGUGUUCAACAUGCAGCACCCCCCUCCGCAGCAGGCGCCCAACCAGCGGCUGCAGCAUUUCGACGCCCCCCCCUACAUGAACGUGGCCAAGAGGCCGCGCUUUGACUUCCCGGCCAGCGCGGGAGUGGACCGCUGCGCGUCGUGGAACGGCAACAUGCACAAUGGCGCUCUGGACAACCACCUCUCGCCGUCUGCCUACUCGGGCCUACCCGGCGAGUUCACGCCGCCUGUGCCCGACAGCUUCCCCUCAGGGCCACCCCUGCAGCAUCCAGCCCCGGAGCCCCAGUCCCUGCAGCAGCAGCGCCAAAACGCGGCCCUCAUGAUCAAGCAGAUGGCGUCGCGGAACCAGCAGCAGCGGCUGCGCCAGCCCGGCCUGGCCCAGCUCGGCCACCCCGGGGACGUGGGCCAGGGAGGCCUGGUGCACAGCGGCCCGGUGGGCAGCUUGGCCCAGCCGAACUUUGAGCGCGAAAGCGGCGGCGCGGGCGCGGGGCGCCUGGGCACCUUCGAGCAGCAGGCGCCUCACUUGGCGCAGGAGAGCGCGUGGUUCCCAGGUCCGCACCCGCCGCCGGGUGACCUGCUGCCCCGCAGGAUGGGCGGCUCGGGCCUGCCCGCUGACUGCGGCCCCCACGACCCCGGCCUGGCGCCGCCCCCUCCACCCGCUGGCUCCGGGGUGCUGUUCCGGGGCCCUCUGCAGGAGCCGCUGAGGAUGCCCGGAGAGGGCCACGUGCCCGCGCUGCCCUCCCCCGGCCUGCAGUUCGGGGGCAGUCUGGCCGGCCUGGGCCAACUGCAGUCGCCCGGGGCUGGGGUGGGGCUGCCCAGCGCUCCCUCCGAGCGCCGGCCCCCGCCACCGGAUUUCACUGCGCCCGCGCUUGGGGGCCAGCCUGGCUUCCCCUUUGGCGCGGCGAACCGGCAGUCCACGCCGCACAGCGGCCCCGGCGUGAACUCGCCCCCGAGCGCGGGCGGGGGUGGUGGCGGCACGGGCGGCGGCGGCGGCGGGGGCGGCGGGGGCACCUACCAGCCGCAGCCUGAUUUCCAGCCCAGCCAGCGCACCUCGGCCAGCAAGCUGGGCGCGCUUUCGCUGGGCUCUUUCAACAAGCCCAGCUCCAAGGACAACCUGUUCGGCCAGAGCUGCCUGGCUGCUCUCUCCACCGCCUGCCAGAAUAUGAUCGCCAGCCUCGGGGCCCCCAACCUCAACGUGACCUUCAACAAGAAGAACCCGCCCGAGGGCAAGAGGAAACUGAGCCAGAACGAGACCGACAGCGCGGCUGUGGCCGGCAACCCGGGCUCGGAUUACUUCCCCGGAGGGACUGCCCCUGGGGCCCCAGGGCCCGGAGGCUCGUCGGGGACCAGCAGCAGCGGCUCCAAAGCCUCGGGGCCGCCCAACCCACCCGCCCAGGGGGACGGCACCAGCCUCUCCCCCAACUACACCCUGGAAUCUACGUCUGGGAAUGAUGGCAAGCCGGUUCCCGGGGGCGGCGGCCGGGGACGGGGUCGCAGAAAAAGGGACAGUGGUCACGUGAGCCCCGGCACCUUCUACGACAAGUACUCAGCAGCGCCUGACAGCGGGGGCGCGCCUGGGGUGAGCCCGGGGCAGCAGCAGGCGCCUGGCGUGGCCGUCGGGGGAAGCUCCGCAGGCGAGGCGCGCGGUGCACCGACGCCUCACGAAAAAGCGCUCACGUCGCCGUCGUGGGGGAAAGGGGCCGAGUUGCUUUUGGGGGACCAGCCGGACCUCAUGGCGUCCCUGGACGGUGGGGCCAAGUCGGACGGAAGUUCCCCGCACGUGGGAGAGUUCGCCUCGGACGAGGUGAGCACGAGCUAUGCCAAUGAGGACGAGGUGUCAUCCAGCUCCGACAACCCCGUGGCCCUGGCCAAAGCGAGUAGGAGCCCCCUGGUGACAGGCUCGCCCAAACUCCCUCCUCGUGGGGUGGGUGCCGGGGAGCACGGACCGAAGGCGCCCCCGCCUGCGCUCGGCCUGGGCAUCAUGUCUACCUCUACCUCGACCCCUGACAGCUAUGGCGGCGGGGGAACGGGCCAUCCGGGCACUCCCGGCCUGGAGCAGGUCCGGACCCCAACGAGCAGCAGUGGUGCGCCGCCACCCGACGAGAUCCACCCCCUGGAGAUCCUCCAGGCACAGAUCCAGCUACAGAGGCAGCAGUUCAGUAUCUCUGAGGACCAGCCUCUGGGGCUCAAGGGUGGCAAGAAGGGUGAGUGUGCUGUCGGGUCCUCGGGCGCACAGAAUGGCGACAGCGAGCUGGGCAGCUGCUGCUCUGAGGCGGUCAAGAGCGCCAUGAGCACCAUUGACCUGGACUCGCUGAUGGCAGAGCACAGCGCCACCUGGUACAUGCCCACUGACAAGGCCUUGGUGGACGGCUCGGACGACGACAAGACGCUGGCACCCUGGGAGAAGGCCAAACCCCAGAACCCCAACAGCAAAGAAGCCCAUGACCUCCCAGUGAACAAGGCCUCGGCCACCCAGCCUGGCAGCCACUUGCAGUGCCUGUCUGUCCACUGCACAGACGACGUGGGCGAUGCCAAGGCCCGAGCCUCCGUGCCCACCUGGCGGUCCCUGCACUCCGACAUUUCCAACAGAUUCGGGACAUUUGUGGCUGCCCUGACUUGAAUUGACAAGAAAUACACCCUCCCCCCACCAGGCCCUUCCCUCUGCCCGUCUCUCCCCUCCCCUCUCAACCUGCUCCCACGCCACCCUGUUAAUUCGAAAGGGCCACUAUUGCUGAGUGGAUGAUUUUUUUUUUCUAGGUUGCUACCUGCUUAGUGGCAUAUGGACCGGAAAGGGUUAAUUUAAAGGGAAAAAAAAAAAACCUCAAAAAAAUUUUUAAAAAAGAAACUCGUCUGCCACAGUAUGUUACCAGUGUUAACUCUUCUGCAGUUAGCAAACUUUUGCUUAAGCCUUUUUCCUGCUAGAAAUUCCCAAUUUCUGUAAUCUUGGCAUACAUUUUUUUAGAUGACCUCUUUCCUUGUUUUAUUUUCAUGCUGCUGUAUGUCCAAGUAUUGUUAUUUCAUAAUAAGACAAAAGUUGCUUUCCUUAUUCUCUUUUAUUCUUGUUCCUCCCCCCUCUACUUUUUUUUUUUUUUUUUUUUGCUUUUUGCUUUGUUCACUGCUUAUUAAAAUGGAAAUCUUGGAGAAUAGUAGUUCUGGAAUAUUGCCGGGUGAAAGUCGAAUUGUCAUCACAAUGUUAUAUAUUGACACCCAACUGUCAUCAGUCAGGCAGGAGCCAAACAAUUAAUGCCCCCCUUAGGUAUUUCCCUGGGAUUUUGUUUUGUCUGUUCCCUAAGAAAAUAGAGAUAAUGCAUUUUCGUUCCUGCAAACACACACUCAGCCUCCAGCCCCAUUCUCUCUUCUGCUGGAAGCUGCCCCUCUCUGCAGCAGGGCAAUGACGUGUCCAGCCUGCUCUGUGGGAAGGAGCCGGAAUGUUCGACAGUGGUGUUUUCUCUCCUUUUCUGGACCUCUGCACAAAUGCCCAGGCUCUGGAUUUUCACGCUGUGCGAAGCCGCCCCGGUCUGCAUGGGGGGAUGGUGCCCUUCCAGCUUGCACAGUCCCUGGGGGCUCCAGGAUCCCGCCCUGCUGCAGCCAGGCUGGCUGGGUUUUGGGUGCCCAAGUUGGGGGACGAGGAUCCGUUCUCAGCCCUUGACCUUUCCUGACAGCUGUUCCCAGCCAGGCGUGGGAAAGAAGGAGGUGGGGCUGGGUGUAUCUUCCCCACCUCUCCCAUUCUGCCCCCACUGCCCAUCUACUUUCCCACCUCCAACCUGGGCAAACCCCCACCAUCUCCUGGAGGGUCUAGACUUUGGCCAGCACUUUUUCAAGGGGCUCAUUCAGUGAAGGAGCCCUCAGGCUCAGCCUGCCAAGCCCCCCUUCUCUGAGCCUGGGUGUGUUUCUCUGCAGGGGGUUGCAGACUUCUGGGUGCUAAGGAGGGAGAAAGAGAAUACAACCAAUGACUUUGAUUCCUGGGCCCUUUUUUUUUCCAGCCCCUGAAAUUCCCCCACCCGCCCUUUUGAUUUUAUCUCACCCUGUUGCAAAACUAGAGCCACAUCCCAUUCAUCUAACAAAGGAAUAGCUACUCUUGUGAGCAGAGGUGAGGGGGCAGCUGUGCGAACAGGGCAGCAGAGAGCAGGGCUCCUGGACCCAGCUGAGGCCUGUUACUGGUCAUCCUAGAGCAGUGGUCACUGGAGGCCCGGUGUCGGCAGGGUGGGCACCUCUGGGUGCUGUUGAUGCCUGCAGAGGGCUUGCAUGGCUCUUGGGGGUAGGGAGGGGGGCACACAGAUUCCAGGGUGGGCCAGACAAGAAGUGACGGAUACCGCUUCACCCAGAUGGGUGACUCUCCUCUUUUAUUUCGGUUUUUGUUAAUGAACAUGUCUUACAAAAUGCUCCAUUUUGAGCCUUGUGCCCCCUGCCCCCAACCAGGUCCCCAGUGUACCCGGCUUUUUUUUAGCAAGUGACUUGAAGGCUUUGGGCUCACUGUACAACACCCACAUUGUUUAUUUCAAAGACCUUUUCAGCAAAAGGAGGAGAGCGUCCAGAAAAGUCUUGCUCUUUCCUUUCCCUCCUCCUCCCCUUCGUUUCUCCAGGCCCUCGUGGCUCGGGUCUGAGUCUAGACGGUCCUGCUUGCCUGCACCAUCUGACCUGGGCCCGGCUCCAGCCCGCAGAGGGCAGGCAGAGCAGGUGCUGUGAAUUAGUCAGCAAGGUGUGAGCUGACAGUCCCUGUGCUCUGCCACCAAAGGAGAGAGAAGGGGAGAGAAUCUGCUCCCUGCCCUGGGCUGCAGGAGAAUCGGCCACAGUCUGAGCAAAAUGUCAUGCCCCCUCUGAUUCUGCAACGUACAGCUGUUUGAGAGCUUCAUCAUUUUAUUUUUUAAACAGGAAUGAUUUCUCCUUAAUUGCUUAAGGCCGGGGAGCCACACUUCUUGACUUCUGUCUCUGACUUUCCCUGCAUCGAGUCCAUCAGCACUUGGCCGACAGCUUGUGGUCCUAGCAGCCUCGGAAACCCUGAAGUUUUAAACUUUCUUGCUCCCCACGACCCCAGAAUGGAACAGCUUUAAAAAUAGCCUUAAGCAAAAGGAUGUUAUUUCAUUAAAUUUGGUUUAAUGGAAAGAAUAAAAGCAAAUUAAAAACACACCUGACCCACAAGACUCCCAACACUGGUAAUCGGUACAACUCUUCGGGAAAGAAAACGAAAACGUUAUUGCACAUGUAAAAUAUGAAAACUUAACUCUGCUGUGUGUUAGGCAAUCCUGUAAUCUUUUUUGACUCUUAAAAGAAAUUCAUUUCUGAAAUGCUUGGUUGGAAGACUGUGACAAUAGCUCAUGAAAUUGAGUGUUAUUUUUUUUCUUUCUUUUUUAAAAAAAUAUGUAAAGUGCAGUCUUCUGUAUUCAUGCAUACUGUAUAUACCUGUAUAUGUUUUCCUGAGCAGCUAAAUAACAAUAAAUAUGACGUUAAUGGUGA
Molecule: messenger RNA, 7935 nt
Organism: Manis pentadactyla (Chinese pangolin)
Lineage: Eukaryota; Metazoa; Chordata; Mammalia; Pholidota; Manidae
Gene: MN1
Product: MN1 proto-oncogene, transcriptional regulator
Exons: 3
Coding region: 1199-5101 (1300 amino acids)
Biological process (GO): regulation of DNA-templated transcription
Source: RefSeq, a predicted model, not a curated record